Achroia grisella is the source of this 2421-nucleotide messenger RNA. RefSeq names its product nucleolar protein dao-5-like. Gene Ontology annotation, cellular component: nucleoplasm; nucleolus. The record is from RefSeq and is a predicted model, not a curated record. NCBI's taxonomy places the organism in Eukaryota, Metazoa, Arthropoda, Insecta, Lepidoptera, Pyralidae. Bases 78 to 2159 code for a protein of 693 amino acids. The transcript is spliced from 7 exons.
AUUACAAUUCUUUUCUCUCCGCUUCGCGUCGGCGAACAGUAUAAGUCUUAUAAGCGUGCCGAUAAAUAAAUGUUAAAAUGACAAUUCUCACGGAAAUACAUAAAGAAGCAAUUUCUUUAAUUUAUCAAUUUAUACAACAAAAUUUGGAUAAAUCGUUGGCACAAAAUUUCUUAAAGGAGACUAAAGCGAAACCUCGUGCAAAAAAUCUACCAACACUGAUAGAUAUAAUUUCACAAUAUCAGAAACAGAAGAGCAAGCCUGCUGACAGUUCUGAUGAUUCAAGUGAUGAAGAGGAACAAUCGAAGAAAUUACCCCCACAAGUAAAUGGCAAAAGUCUCCCAGCAAAAAAAAAACAAAAUGAUUCUGAUUCAUCAUCAGAGGAUGAAAAACCUAAAACACAAGUAAAACAAACAAAAGUACAGCCAGUUCCUACCAAGAAACAGGAAUCAUCAGAUGAUAGUGAUAGUAGUGAAGAUGAUGCUACUGCAAAACCUAAAAAACAGCCAGUAAAAUCUCAAUUGACAAGUGUACCAGCUAAACUGACGAGUAAACAGGAAUCAUCAUCGGACAGUGACAGCAGUGAUGAAGCAACUAAACCUAAACCCAAACAAACACCUGCCAAGCCUGCAGCAAAAGUUGCACCUACAAAAAAACAAGACUCUUCCUCAGAUGACUCGGAUGACAGUAGUGAUGAUGUUAAAAAAAAUAACAAGAUUGUUCCUCCUAAAUCACAGCCUAAACAACUAUCAAAUAAGAAAGAUGAAUCAUCGGAUGAUAGUAGUGAUGAUGAGCCACCUAAAAAUCUACAGAAACCUGCAACUAAACCACCUAAUAAGGCACCAGUCUCAAAGACACAAGACUCAUCUUCAGAUAGUGAUAGUAGUACAGAAGAAAAACAAAAAGCAUCAGUAAAGGUACCUGUUAAGUCUUCACCACUAAAGGUGACACCAGGUAAAAAACAAGACUCUUCUGAUGAUAGUGAUGAUUCUGAUAAGCCUGGUGUUGGUAAAAAGCCUGCAGCUAAUCAAUCAAAAACACCACUAAAAGCACCUGUUAAACCAGCUAACAAGAAACCUGCAUCAUCAUCAUCGGACAGUGACAGUAGUGAGGAAGAAACGAAGCCCAAACUUCCAACAAAAUUGCAAGCAAAGGCAACACCCGCUAAAAAACCACAAUCAUCAUCAGACAGUGAAGAUAGUAGUGACGAUGACAAUAAGAAAAAGGCACUUGCUCCUGUUAAGAUAGUGCCUCUUAAAUCACAGGGCAAGGCAACUGCUCAACUUAAAAAACAGGAAUCUUCAGACGAUAGUGAUGAUAGCAGUGAUGAUGAAGUUGCCAAAAAACCUGUUCCUAAACCUCUAGUUACUCCUGCUAAAUUAGCAACAAAAGCUCCUGUAAAAAAAGAUUCAUCCAGUAGUGAAGAUAGCAGUAGCGAAGAUGAGAAAAAGAAACCAGCACAGAAAACUCCAGUGAAACCUCAAUUAAAACCUACUUUAAAAAAAGAAUCAUCAUCAGAAGAUAGUGAUGAUGAUAGUAGUGACGAUAAUAAUCAAAAGUCUAAUCCAAAACCAAGUUCUGCUAAUCAAAUAAAACAGAAAUCUACUAAAAAGCAGGAUUCAUCAGAUGAAGAUAGCAGUGAUGAAGAUGCACCGAAACAAAAGACACCUGCUAAAAAACAAAUACAAAAUAAUGAGUCAUCAGAAGAAUCAGAUAGUAAUGAUGAUGAUGAUGAUGCCCCACCUUCAAAGAAAACAAAAAAGGUCUCAAAAGAACAACCCGAAAAUCAGAAUGGUAUCCAAACUGGUAAGAAAAGGAAAGCAUCUGGUGGAGAUUAUGGUCCAGCUAAAAAGCCAUACAACAACUUUGUAAAAGGAACUGUUGAUGCUUCAACACCUAUUCAGAACAAGAACGAAAUAAAUAAUAAGCCAAUACCAUUCAGACGUGUGGUGGAUGAAAGGGUAGAAGUGGAUCCUAGACUUAAGGAUAACUCUUUCGAAGCUAAGAUUGGAGCUCGCGGUUCAUGGGGUGAACGUGCAAACCAAGACUUGAAACACACUCGGGGCAAGUCAUUUAAACAUGAAAAGACGAAGAAAAAGCGGGGCUCAUACCGCGGUGGUGCCAUCGAUACUGGUGUCCAUUCCAUCAAAUUUGACGAUUAAUAAUAACAGUAAAGCUGCUAUGCGAUACUUUUUUAGUAUUUAAUCAUUAUAUUUCAAAACCUAAUAUUCAUUGUGCAAUUGUAUCUAAUGCACUAUGUAAUUUGAUAGAAAUUGCCGGUGAAGUACCAGAGUUAGCAUUUACUGUUAAUUUCAUUUUUAUUUCACUACUAUAUGUGAACUGCAUUGGUUUAUCUGUUAAAUUCGAAUAUAUACAUUGUUAAUUAAAUGUAAGUAAUUUCUUUUAAUUAAGUAUUAAUAGAUU